CUUUUUUCAUCAUCUUCAUUGUUAUUCUUAGGCUUAAGUCCUUCACAUUCCUAGCUAAGAAAAGAAAAUGACAACUCAAUUUGUACUAACUUGUCUUGUUUUUAUGUGUCUUGUUCUUGGUGGAGUUGCUUGGGAUACAAGGAAUGAAGACUAUUCAAGAAAUGAAGACGGUGCAAGGAACGAAGACUAUUCAAGAAAUGCUUGGGGUGCAAGGAACAAAGACGGUGAAAGGAAUGCUUGGGGUGCAAGGAACGAAGACGGUGAAAAGAAUGAAGACGGUGCAAGCAAUGCUUGGGAUGCAAUUAAGAAUGUUUGGGGUGCAAGGAACUCAAAUGCACCACGAAAGAACUACUAUCAAAGCACUCAUUGUCCAAAUGUUGAACAACUUAUUAGAGAUAUCACUUGGAGCAAAGUUGCAAAAGACGCUACCUUGGGUGCUAAGUUGCUUCGAAUCCACUACCAUGAUUGUUUCGUUAGGGGUUGUGACGCAUCCAUAUUGCUGGACAAAGUGGGAACAGAUGAUUCAGAGAAGGAGGCUAGGCCAAAUCUCUCAUUGGGUGGUUUCGAGGUGAUUGAUGAUAUCAAGCGAGAAGUUGAGGCUAAAUGCCCUGGCAUUGUUUCUUGCGCAGACAUUUUAGCUUUGGUUGCUCGUGAUGCUGUUUCUUAUCCCUUUAAAACUUUAAUGUGGGAAGUGGAGACCGGAAGAAAAGAUGGGUUUGUUUCCCUUGCAAGUGAUGUGAACGGAAACUUACCUUCACCAUUCUCAGAUUUUGCAACCCUUAAGCAAAUCUUUGCAAACAAAGGCCUAAAUGUCGAUGAUCUCGUUGCAUUAUCAGGUGCUCACACAAUUGGUGUUGCUCAUUGUGGAGCAUUCUCAAGGAGACUCUUCAAUUUCACUGGCAAAGGUGACAUGGAUCCAUCUCUCAAUGCUACUUAUGCUAAAGAUUUGAAGGAUUUUUGUCCAAAUCCAGCCAAUCCAAAUACUACUGUGGAAAUGGACCCUAUGAGCUCAACUUCAUUUGAUAGCAAUUAUUUCAACAUUCUUAUUAAUCAGAACAAAGGGUUGUUCCAAUCUGAUGCUGCCCUUCUCAAUGAUAAAGACUCAGUAAUUGUCAUCAAGAAAUUGCAAGAAGAUGAGACUUUCUUUUCCCAGUUUGCGAAAUCCAUGCAGAAAAUGGGAGCCAUUGAACUUCUUACAGGAAAUGCUGGAGAAAUCAGGAAGAAUUGUCGCGUCAAAAACUAAUUCAACCUAUUAUUAUUAUUAUUAUAUCAUAUGUAUAUGUUGUCGCAAAAGUGUACAACAUGAGUCUCUUUUAUUUAUUCAUUUUGUUCUUUAAU
Molecule: messenger RNA, 1338 nt
Organism: Solanum tuberosum (potato)
Lineage: Eukaryota; Viridiplantae; Streptophyta; Magnoliopsida; Solanales; Solanaceae
Product: peroxidase 24-like
Exons: 4
Coding region: 68-1243 (391 amino acids)
Biological process (GO): hydrogen peroxide catabolic process; response to oxidative stress
Molecular function (GO): heme binding; peroxidase activity
Source: RefSeq, a predicted model, not a curated record